CUAAGACCAAACGAUCUUCUCAGGUAUCGAUCUUUUGUCUACUUUCUUUCUCAGUUCAGAUCUUCUCAUUGUUAAUAUCUUUCGAAAUUAUUAGACGUUGAAUGACCUGAAUAUCUUUUUCUCCUUCCCGAAUAAACCGAUUCUAUCUACUCUGUAAAUGAAGCUGUAACCAACAACUUUUGAUGCCAAAACGUUCCCGAAACGCGUUGGGAAUCGAUCCGAGCCAGAAGGAGAUCGGACCGGCAUUGACGCCCUUGAUAGAUGAAAUCGAUCAAGACCAAGGCUUCAAUCAAGCAGAGAUCGAGAAAUUGAUCAAAGCCACCAAAUCUUUGGCUAGCUCCUUAUCCGACUCGGAUGCCAAGGACAUCGAUCAGAAUCUCGAAGAAACUCAAAGCCUCAACAGAUCGAUCGUCAGGAAUUAUCAUAAUCAACAUCAACAACAACAUCAGCACACCCAAGGCUUUUCAAUGAUGAUAUGGGGACUCUUGAUCUUCUUUUGUUCAAGUUUCUUAUGGAUCAUCGGGAUUCCAUUGAUCCUAUUCGACCUUGAGAACUUUGGCGAUCAUCUGCACAUUUCAAAUCAGCUUGAUAGUCCUUCUAACUCAUCAUCCUCGGCUUGGGUGAAAUGGAUAUUGGUCAAGAUUUUAGAUGAUCAUCAUUACAAAUUCUUCAUCCCUCUUCAAAUCACCUUUGGCUUAGUCUUUGUCAUCAUCAAUUGGGGCGGUCUUAAAAUCUUCAGGCACUCUUAA
This is a messenger RNA of Puccinia graminis f. sp. tritici CRL 75-36-700-3, 749 nucleotides long. RefSeq lists its product as uncharacterized. The coding region runs from base 183 to 749 and encodes 188 amino acids. The transcript has a single exon. The record is from RefSeq and is a predicted model, not a curated record. Lineage: Eukaryota; Fungi; Basidiomycota; Pucciniomycetes; Pucciniales; Pucciniaceae.